CCUAUGGUGGACUGGGCCCGCAUUCCUGUCAACCGACGAGCCAUGGCCUGCCAGCCCUACGCUUCAGCCCAGCUCCGGCGCUCGGCAGGAGGUAAAAGGUUUGCCACGCAACCGCUCGCAGGACAUGCAAACGUAUCAUGCAGACGUCCAAAGUGCCAACGAUGCACCACCCGAGCAGGAUUGGAUCAUUGACCCAGCAAAGUGGCUAGACUGGCAGAAGACCAUCCGUACGCUCACAUGGGUCCGGCGGUUCAUCUCGAACUGCCGUGCAGCAGCAGAGGAUCGCCUGGCAGGAGAGCUCACCCCGAUUGAGUUGGCUGACGCAGAGCUGUACGUCGUUCGGAACACGCAGCGUGAUGCGUUCGCUGCUGAGAUAGUCCUCCUGAGGAAACGCAAAGCAGUGCAUGCUACCAGUAAGCUGGCCAAGCUGUGUCCAUUUCUUGACGACGAUGGUGUUCUACGCUGUGAAGGGCGCUUGCAGUAUGCGGAGUUCCUGCCACGAGACGCUGUCCAUCCGAUCAUCCUGCCGCGGAAGCAUGCCGUGACCAAGAUGCUAAUCAGGUUCCAACACGAGAAGGGAAAGCACGCUGCGGGGACGAACGCAACAUUGUCUGCGCUCGCCGCCCGCUAUUGGGUCAUCGCCGCACGGGAGGCCGUCCACGAGUGGGAACAGGAAUGCGCAGUCUGUCGCCGGUACCGGAGCAAGCCAGCUGGGCAACGAAUGGCACCGCUGCCGGUCAGUCGGAUCGUGCCCUCUCAUCGUGCGUUCAGCCGCGUGGGCGUCGACUACGCCGGCCCCUUCCUCACCAUGCAGGGACGCGGUCGGGCCAGAACCAAACGCUAUCUGUGUGUAUUCACGUGUCUGGAGACGCGCGCUGUACAUCUGGAGCUCGCAUUCUCACUCGACACAUCUAGUUUCAUCAACUGUUUCUUCCGGUUCGUGAGCCGGCGCGGCCUUCCCAAUCAAGUCAUAUCGGACAAUGGCACAAACUUUGUUGGUGCAGUUCGGGAGCUGAAGGACCUCAUUCGCAACAUCGACCAAACCAAAAUCCAGACGGGCACCGCACAUCAUGGUGUGUCCUGGUCGUUCAACCCUCCAGCAGCACCUCAUUUCGGUGGUGUGUUCGAGAUUAUGGUGAAGGCAGCCAAACGUGCUAUUUACCACAUUCUGUCUGGCAGUGACAUCACCGACGAGGAUCUGCUGACCGCCUUUGCCGGAGCAGAGGAUCUGAUCAACUCUCGCCCGAUCACUGCCAUAUCAGUCAACCCCAACGACAAUUUGCCCCUCACCCCGAAUCAUUUUCUGAACGGGAGACUUGGAGAAGUCGUCCUACCGGAGUCUGAUCAUCCGCGUCAGCGAUGGCAACGCAUUCAGGAGCUGCUUGGGCAUGUCUGGCGUCGCUGGAUCCAGGAGUGGCUGCCUCAGCUCAGCAAGCGGGUCAAAUGGACGGCAGACCAACGCAACGUGAAGGUUGGUGAUGUCAUGCUGUUGCUGUCUCCAGACACCGCUAGGCGUAAAUGGCCCUUGGCUCGGGUUCUGGAAGUCUACCCCGGGAAGGAUGAACGAGUACGUGUUGCCAAGGUGCAGGUGGGUGAUCGUACUCUUGUGCGACCCAUCAACCGCUUGUGCCCACUGGAGUAUGCGCCAGAGUGAUGGACUGAUGUGGACAGCUUUUCUGCUGUCUGUCUUCUAAAAAUCAUUGCAUGUCCUCUAUCUUCUUAUUAUUAUUAGUCAGCGGUAUUGCUAUAUCUUUACCCUGCUGCGGACCUGCUGUCUAGCCACCUGGACUUGCUUUGCUAAGUACACGAUGUUGGGUUCUUAGUGGUGGAGCUAGUAAGGUACUAUUUAUUUUGUUUUAUUUCGAUCUGGUCACGUUGUCUCAUAUCGAGGAAGAGGAGAAUGUUACGGAGGUAGCCUCAAUUGAAGUAUUAUUCGUUCUCGUUCUGCUUCUUUGAAUGUUGCUGAACAGUUUUCCUCUCCAUGCUCUGCUAAAUCGUUGCCUGUACGCGCCACGUCUAGCGCCUUGUUUCUACGCUAGCACUUAGCACCUUAUUCGUCAUCACGCGCUCUUCUUACGUCUAGCGCCUUGUUUCUACGCUAGCACUUAGCACCUUAUUCGUCAUCACGCGCUCUUCUUAUCUACAUGCAUGUGCUAGGUGUUGGUGUAGAGGCAGGGUGUUGGAUGUGGCCGUCGCUCUUGCUAUAUAAGUUCAUCGGAGCGUAGGCACAGUUGUUGUUUUCCAGAGUUCUGCUUGUGAUGGUAUUCUUCUGAAUGGUCAUCGAAGUAAAUCUGAGUAUGGUUCAAGACAGUUAGUUGCCUUUCGAGAAUAUCUCUGGGUUUAU
Molecule: messenger RNA, 2344 nt
Organism: Sycon ciliatum
Lineage: Eukaryota; Metazoa; Porifera; Calcarea; Leucosolenida; Sycettidae
Exons: 2
Coding region: 125-1654 (509 amino acids)
Biological process (GO): DNA integration
Molecular function (GO): nucleic acid binding
Source: RefSeq, a predicted model, not a curated record